AUGUCCCAGGUCCAAGCUGCGACUGCCAGUCACCAAGAUUUCAACCUUGGCAAAGAUGAGGAUCACGAUCUCGAUGAUGACGAUUUGCCCCGUAGCAUUCUCGGAUCCCUAGUCUCCUUCGACGAUAUGGGCCAUGUUUUCAAAGCCUCUCUUCCCACAGACUUCUCUCUCGCCUGCAUUAUAGGCCUUGCGCAUGGAACAACUCCUGAGGCUGUCGUUGAUAUCUUUCGUGGCCUGAGUUUCAGAACAAACACCGACUGCCAUUAG
Molecule: messenger RNA, 267 nt
Organism: Exophiala aquamarina CBS 119918
Lineage: Eukaryota; Fungi; Ascomycota; Eurotiomycetes; Chaetothyriales; Herpotrichiellaceae
Exons: 2
Coding region: 1-267 (88 amino acids)
Source: RefSeq, a predicted model, not a curated record